This is a messenger RNA of Anthostomella pinea, 528 nucleotides long. Lineage: Eukaryota; Fungi; Ascomycota; Sordariomycetes; Xylariales; Xylariaceae. The record is from the annotation of a GenBank genome assembly.
AUGAAGACGUCAGUAGCAUCUGCUCUGGUCAGCGCUUUCUUAACGACUGGCGCUAUUGCCAAGAUCCCCUCCGCAAUCAACGACGAUGGGCCCUAUGGCAUUCCCGCAGCCAGUUCUCUGAGUGCGCCUCCCAUCAUGCCAGAACACUCACACCACCCGGGAGGAGGCCCUGGAGGUCCCGGUCCUCACGGCGGCGAAGAUGGCCAUGGACAUCCGGAACACGGCGGACAGUGGGGUCACGGCCCAUGGGCUUCCUCGAGCCUCCCGCCAUCCGCCGUGCCCUCCGCAGCCCCGACAGGACCGCCGGGGCCGCACCACUUCCCGCUGUCGAUCCUGCCUCGCCGCCACGGGGGCCCGGCAACUUUCAUCACCGUCACGAGCAGCAGCGCCGCCGCCAGCGCAUCCGCCGCCCCGUCCCAUCACCCCAACCCACGCCAGCCGUGCCAGAACGACGACGACUGCCGGUGCGCAACGGACAUGGUGAGGCGAGAGCCGAAAUGUGUCAAAAAUGAGCAGGGCGUGAAGUAA